AUGGAGGACACGGCGGCGGUGGCGGUGGCGGCGGCGGCGGCGGCCCCGGGCGACGGGCCCGGCCGCGCGUUCGCCGACCCCACGCUGGAGCGCCUCUAUCAGUCGUAUAGCACGCGCCAGAAGCGCUCCGGCCUGCUGUGCUUCCUGUACGCCGCCACGCUGUUCGACGUGUACGUGGCCGUCGUGACGACGGGGCAGCAGGACAAGCUGCUGCGCUGGCUGGCGCUCGGCUUCCUGGGCGUCAACGUGCUGCUGCUGUCCGUCUGCUACUACAACCUGGGCACCGACUCGCGGCGCGACGUGACGCCGCGCGACGCGCUCGGCUGGGCGCUGCUGCUCGACUACCUGCUGUUCGUGACGCUGCCGCUGCGGCUGCGCUUCUGCGCCGUGCUCAGCGCCGGCACCUGCGCCUCCUACCUCGUCACCGUCGCCGGGCUCGCCAGCAACGACGCCUACCUACCACAACAGAUGGCUGCGAACGGCGUGCUGCUGCUGGCGGCCAACCUGCUGGGCCUGAUGUCCUACUACCUGGCCGAUAAGCAGCAGCGGCGCGCCUUCCUCGAGACCAGGCAGUCGCUCGAGAUGAAGCUCGUCAUCGAGGAGCAGUCCGCCGAGCAGGAGCGGCUGCUGCUGUCGGUGCUGCCGGAGCACGUGGCGGUGAAGAUGCGGCAGGACCUGGGCUCCGCCAAGGACAGCCAGUUCAAGAAGAUCUACAUGAGCCGGCACGAGAACGUCAGCAUCCUGUACGCUGACAUCGUAGGCUUCACCGCGAUCUCCUCCACCUACUCAGCGACAGAGCUGGUGAAAAUACUCAAUGAGCUGUUUGCACGCUUCGACCGGCUUUCGGAGCGCUACCACCAGCUGCGGAUCAAGAUCCUGGGCGACUGCUACUACUGCAUCAGCGGCGCCCCUCGGGAGCGUCCUGAUCACGCCGUGCUGUGUGUCCACAUGGGCCUCUCCAUGGUAAAGGCCAUCAAGUACGUGCAACAGACGACCAACUCUCCGGUGGACAUGCGCGUCGGCAUUCACACUGGUGCGGUGCUGGCCGGCGUGCUGGGGCAGCGCCAGUGGCAGUUCGACGUCUACUCCAAGGACGUGGAGCUGGCCAACAAGAUGGAGAGCAGCGGCCUGCCCGGGCGGGUGCACAUCUCGGAGAAGACGCUGGGCUUCCUGAACGGCGAGUUCGAGGUGGAGCCGGCGCUGGGCGAGAAGCGCGAGGAGAUGCUGCGCAUGGCGGGCAUCCGCACCUUCUUCAUCGUCCGCACGCUCAAGCCGUUCCGCCCUGAUGGAGCAGAAAUGGGAAACGGAAUUGUAGCAGAAGAUGGUACAGCUGUCAUAACUGAGAAGGACGAAGACUCAGCGUGUGCCAGUCCUGUGGAGGAGAACCACGUGCUGGGGAACGGGCGAGGGAGAGAGGACUCGGAGAGUUUCAAGAAGCGGCUACGCGAGGAGCUGGUGAACAGGGACGGCCAGAGAGACCUGUCGAAGCACACGCACCUGGUGACGCUGGCGUUCAGCGACAAGCAGAAGGAGGUGGAGUACCAGCACCACAAGGAGUCCUUCGGCAGCGUCUCCGUGCUGGGCUGCCCGCUCGCCCUGCUGCUCAUCACCGUGGCCCGCGCCGUCGUGCUGCCCAGGGACGUCCUGAGCGUGUCUCUGGCCGGCGUCGCCGUGUUGCUGCUGCUGGCACUGGCGCUCGUGUCUGUCGCAGAGUUCUUCCCCUCGGUGUUCCCGCGGCCCCUGGUGCGCUGCAGUGAGGCCACCAACAACGCGCUCUGGUCCAGGAGGCUGCUCGUGGUCGCCAUCAUCUUCCUGCUGGGCGCCGCCAACACCGUCGCUGUGGUCAGUACUUCCCUCCCUUCGUCUCCAACCAACUGCACGGGCAUGCUGCGGCACGGGCCGUGGGACGCGUGCCUGCUGCCCAGCUACGUGUCGUCGUUCUGCGUGCUGGCGCUGGUGGCGGCCUCGCUGCCGGUGCAGCUGGCGCACGGCUACAAGGCGCUGCUGCUGGCGCUGCUGGCCGCCGCGCACGUCGCGCUCAACUGCACGCUGCUGGCGCCCGCGCUGCGCUGCGAGGAGGCCAUCGCCAGGAGCAACUGGCCCAACUCUGCGCCGGCCGAGCUGUCCCUGGGAGUGCUGCUGCUGGCUGUCACCUUGGCUCUCGCAUUCGUCUCCAGGCACACGGAGAAGGCGAUGCGCGUGCUGUUCGUGUGGCGCGCCGAGGUGGAGGAGCAGCGCGAGCGCGCGGCCGACAUGCGGCGCCGCAACGAGGCGCUGGUGUACAACAUCCUGCCUCCGCACGUGGCCGCGCACUUCAUGGGCAGCCGCAAGCGCCAGCACGAGGAGCUGUACAGCCAGAGCUACGCCGAGGUCGGAGUGCUCUUCGCCUCCAUGCCCAACUUCUCAGAUUUUUACUCAGAGGAAACUGUCAACAACCAAGGACUGGAAUGCCUAAGAUUCCUGAAUGAAGUUAUUUCGGAUUUUGAUGCAUUGCUGGAGCAGCCACACUACCAGGAUAUUAUCAAGAUCAAAACAAUUGGUUCAACAUACAUGGCAGCAAGUGGUCUCAAUCCAUCACGAACAGUAAAGCCUGAUGAUCCUAUUACAGUAAGGUGGGCACAUCUGUCUCUCCUUGUUCAGUUUGCACUUGAGCUCAAGAAAGCACUACAGAGUAUUAACGAACAGAGUUUCAACCACUUUGUGCUAAAAAUGGGAAUUAAUCAUGGCCCAAUUACUGCUGGUGUCAUUGGUGCAAGAAAACCUCAUUAUGAUAUUUGGGGCAAUUCAGUCAAUGUAGCCUCACGGAUGGAGAGCACAGGAAAAGCAGGAUGUAUUCAGGUAACAGAUGAAACAAUGGAAAUCUUGAGGCACUUUGGCUAUGUGUUUGAACAACGUGGCCUUGUUUCUGUGAAAGGUAAAGGUCAGUUGAUGACAUACUACCUGAUUGGAAAAGAGGGACAAGAUGGUGUGACAGCAUCAAAUACAGUUCAAAAUGAAGAAGAACAGCCUCAGAAUGAAGAGGCACAGCCACCACUUGAAGACAGUCAACAGCCACAAGAGCAGACUGACCUGCACAAUAGAGCAUCGCCAGCUGAUGUAUCUCCUCUUGUUACUGAUGAUUGUAGGUAAGGCCACUCUACACUGGCAAACUGAAGCAUAGACAAUCUACAGGGACCACAUAGAGAAAUGGCUGACAUCUUUUACUAUGUUGAACACUCAUGUGUGAUAUUUAAUGUGAAAUGAAUGUACUUAUGAAUGACUGAGAUGAAUCAGCAUUAUAUGCGUAAAAUCAGUAUUUCUUAUAUUAGGUAUCGAUCAACAAUCAGUCACAAAUGAGGAUAAGUGGUGCUAAAUAUUGUGAACCAGGCUGUACUGGUCAUAUGAGAGUUCCAUGAAAUUACAAGACAUGGAACGAAAUUCAUAAAACUCCACACUAUGUUUGCAAAUCAGUAAUCAACUUUGAUAGUAUUAGAGGAUUUUGUUGUACUCUGUUUGUAAUUAUAGAACAAAAAUGCUGUUCUAAGCAUGGGCCUAAUGUGUUUUUGUACAAGGCAAUUUUACAGUACCUUCAAAUUCUUUGUAGAUAGAUGAUUCUUAGAAAUUUAACUUUUAGUCUUUCUUUAACAAAGGCACAUUAAAACAUGCUCAUUUUUACUUAUUGUAUGCCAUAGUGACUUAUAAUAAGUAAAUUUUUUCAUUGCGUUUAAAUCUGUGCUGUUUAUUUAUGAAUACAUGAACUGUUAAAAAUAAUAAUAAGAGUUAAGCAUACUUGAUGAACAACAUGUGUAUUCAAUAACUGUCAGUUAUUGAAAGCACUGAAUCAGUACUAUUUUAUGCUAUGUCUGAAACAUGUGAUCAAAAGACAUUACCUGUUACUAACAUCUAAAACAGUGCUUAGCAUCUUUUGUGAAAAUCUGUUGUAGAUUAUACCUUUGUCAUUAUAAAGACAUGUAUGUGUUUUGUUUGAGACUGAUAAAUUGUGUGUCGAAAACGUAUUUACACAUAGACCAGAUUACAUACAGUUAAUACAUUUACUGUGUAACAUGGGAUGUUCUGUCUACAGCAGAUUUUUCAUCUAUCAUGCUUAGCUUACUUUCUUUAGAAUAAGAGCAGAUCUUACAUCACGCUUACCACAGAGUGGAAAUUAAGUAUAAGUUUACAUCAUUUAUGGUUCCUUAUCAUGAUGUUACACUACUCAAUCAAGAACCAAAAGACAAUUUUACUUUUUAGUAUAUAUGUUAAAAUAAGGCCCCAUACACAUACAAAUGUUGAUUAGGAAUUGGAUCACAAUGUAACACAAAACAGUUCUGAUUGCUGCAGUACUCACAGUGGUGUAUAAGUUUUUACUUUCAUUUUUACUUCGUGAAUAUUUCAAGAAUUAUAUGAAUCAUCCAUGUCUUAACUAAAAGUUGGGUUGCUUGAGGCUAAUAGAUAAAUAAGAGUAUGGAUAUUGCCACAUACUGCAGUCAUUUGCAGUGCAAGUUCUUAUCCAAUUUUCAUUGCAGUAAAUGUAGCAUUGAGGGACUGGAGGACACGCUUUAGCUGAAGAAUCCUUACUUGAGGAAAAAAUCUGAACUAACAAUAUAUGGUGGGAAGAACGGAAGGGGAUGAUGAUGAUAAUGAUGAUAAUGAUGAUGAUGAUAUUGGUUUGUGGAGCACUCAACAUCAUGGUCACCAGUGACAACAAAAGGGGAAAGUAACUUGCUGAGAACAAUAGGUUUAAUGUGUAUCUACUGCAGCACUCAUUCUGGCAGACUAUAAUUACUACAGAAGAAUUAUUUGCUGCACAUCUUAAGUUUAUAAAUAGUAAUCAUUCAGGGUUACAUGUGAGAAAUGCACUGAUGUUAGCAACUUACCAACAUGAAAUAUACAGUAGUGAGAUUUCAGUACAUGUUAACAGUAUUUUAAAACAGUAAUUACCAACAGCCCAUCAGUGGUUGUAGACUUCUAUGUCAACAGGCACCAGGUCACUCACUCCUCAACUGUCAAGUUUUAUCACUAUUCAUUCUACACACACCAACCUCAGCAUAGGUUUUAAAGGAUCUGCAUGUAGUACCUUAAAGAAAUAAAUUUGAUGUAUUGGAGGAAUAAACAAAGAUGAGAAUUACUUAUGUCACCAGUAGUUUUUGAAUGAAAACUCCAUGAAAAUAAAUUAAAAAAGUACUGAAGUGGUAUGAAAAUGGCUAGCCUUUGGGUAUCAGAGCUUCCAUAUUAGGAAUUUUGACAUAUAAAAAAUUUUGCAGGUUAACAAUGAACAUAAACAAAAUCCUUGCAACUGAUCCACAUUGUUCACUGGAACACAAUUCCUCUCAAAAGCUGUGGCAGUCCAUGCUACAGUAUACAAUUACCAGAAAAUUCCUAAGGUGAGAGUAUAAGUUGUAACUGCAUAGUAUUUUAAUGAGUUUGAUAGAUUAUUUAUGCACUGCAGUUAAACAAAGGAAUCCACGAGAUGACCAAACAGAUUUAAACUGAAAACAAUAUAUCACUAGAAUGAUGAGUGGAGCUUAAUCAAGAUGUUUAACAAGGAACAUAUUUAUUUUUACCCAGCAAAGGUUCACUGAUUGCAAAGAACUGAAAAACAAUCUGCUUUAUGAUGGUAAUCCUAAUGAUUUAAUUAAUUUUGUUGUAAUGACUGAGAAAUAAUAAAAACAAUACAAUCAGAUAUGAAUAAAAGUGAUAUGUCUAACAAGAAAAAUUGCCCAUUAAAAAUACAGCAAUACAUGUACUGCAAGAUGGCCUAAACUACAAGUAAUUCAAGUGGAAGAGCAUUUGAUAUUCACUUCUAUUUAUUAAUGUUGCCUGAAAUACUACUCUUAACAACACACAGAAAAGAUGUAUAACAAAAUAAAAACUAUAUUCUACACCUGAAAGGGGAAGCAGUUUAAUCAAGGCCUAUGGACAGUUUCCAAAAAUAGCAUAAACAUUUAUGAGGACUGGUCCAUGUAGCUCUGCAUUUUUCUGUACUGAACUAUCUUUAUUCAACUUUUUGCAGCUGAUCACUUAGAAUAGUGUAUGACAAGCAAGCAACAGCAAACAUCUCUUAAGUAUUGGCUGUAUCAAUCUAAAGAAAAUGCUGAAUGUAUAACAAAAGCAGAUAGCAGAUAAAUGUGUCACAGCUGAAGUUCAACAAUUUAAAUGAUGGAGAGUUCUUGGAUGAGAAGACACGUCAUUGAUUAAUGAAGAAUGAAAGGCUGCAUAAGAAAGAGUGGACUACGAACUGUAAUAAUAAGAAGACCAGAACAGAAAGAUCACAGAAAAAUGCUUCUUUCAAAACUGAAAUUGUACUACAUAGGCAUCACGUGUUGAAUUGUAUUAACACUCUUUUCACUUUCUCCAUUGGCCCUUCCCCACAUUCUUUUCCAAUUUAUAUACUUCCAUUUAUCUCAUUUUUAAUUCUGUAUAUUACCAUAUAUGUGCUAUAAAUAUGAACACUCGCUCAUUAUGCCAUGUGUGCCAUCAGUUUGUUAAGCAGAUAUUCCAGAGAGAAUUUAACUGUGAAAAUUACUGAGAAAGUGAGCAUUCACUGAAAGUGAUAAGGUUACUUCUCAAGACUCAAUGUUUGCAGUCAAGUAUGCCACAUUUGUUUUGUGAUUGUUGACUCUCUGGAGCUAAAUAAGUUAUUAAGUCAAAAGGCUUUUUUAUUUGAUUUCAUUGCAGUAUCCUUGUCUGACAUGCAGAAAUACUGAUGAGAAGAUACAAAAAGCUGUUACAUUUUUAGAGGAUAGAAUUUCUCAGUAUUUCCCAUUUUAAUGACCACUAUGAAAUAUUCUGGUUAACAGCCUGAAUAACCUGUAUGAGGCUGUGUGAGAGUAUUGUACAAAAGAGGAUAACACAAAAGUUACUGAAAUAGCAUUCUAGAUUAUGAAAGAGGUAAAACUAUUUUUGUACUUAAAAUAUAACAUUUUCCAUACUAUUUAUUGAUUGGUAAGCUAAAACAGUACUGAAGCUGCUUAAGUUUCAGUUUCAGUGAAUGACAAAGUACUUGGAGGAUUGUAGUUAUUACAUUCCUUUUACACAAGUAAAUAGAUUCUUGCCUUUGUUUUCCAGCUUUUUAUUUACCAUGACCCAGGCUUUAGAACUCACAGUCAGUCCUUACUCUAUGUUUCAAUAUUUGAUAGCAGUUAACAAGUUUGUUUGUGUGGUGAUCAUCUUCAGCAAGCACAGAAAUAAUCAUUUAAUAAUGUAGCUCAGUUUUGUCCAACUGAGAAAUAAACCAUGUAAAAAGACCACAGUCUGGAUAUUAAUUAAACAUUUCCACAUCUUAAUAUGAGCUUUGCAUUUGUUGUGCAAACUUGAUCAUAAAUUAUUGUAGCCUUGCAAGAGUGAAUUCUGUCUCAUUUAGAAAGCGGCAUCAAAAUCAAUGUAAAAUGCAGAGGAAGUACAACAUUGUAAUUUAAGUUAUUGGACUCUCACUGUUGAUUGAAUACUACAAAAUGUACAAAAGUUACAAUUUAAUGAUUUUAUAGUUAUAAUUUUAUGAAUAUUUACAUAGUGACCAUCUUAAAUAUCUCACUGUAUAUCUAUAUAUAUAUUUUGUAACAUUUAUUUUAAAAUGUUUGGCAGUUCUUAUUGUGAAGUUACAGAAUGAGUUUAUCAUAAUGACUAUGGCAAUGCAGGGUAUAUAAAUAGUAACAUUAUGAUAACAGAGUAUAGUAAAACUACAAUGGAGAGAUGGAUAAACAACAAUAUCUUUGUUUUGAGUUGUGUCAUGCAAUUAAAAACAGUUUUGUGCUAAGUCCUACAUGUAAACUCCUGCAAUUGACAUUCCUUGUUCAUUUGUCACAAUCAAUCGUAUAUGUUGAAAUUGAUUCUCCAAUAACAGAAAAAUCAGAGACACAGGUUUACAGAGAGGUGUCAUAUUUAACAAACAUUUAAAUAAAUGGAUUUCCAGUAUGCUAGAAAUUACUUAUGUAGGAAGACCUGAUAUGAGAAAUAUCACAAAUAUCUGUUAACAAUUACUCAACAAUUUAGGGAUGUGGGAGCAUCUAAAACUGGACAAUAUCCUACUUCCCAGGUUUAUACAGGCCAAACUUGAGACAUUUCUGUACCUUGUUACAAAGAUUUGUUCACUAAUCUACAUUUCCAGCCAUUCUUUCCCGUGACUACUGUACUUAAGAACAUGUCUUUUACUGGCAGUGAGAGUUCUACGUUGGUACUAACUCUUCCUCAGUCUCUCAUUCGUGUUAUCUGUUCUAUUGUUAUUGAUGUUAUUAUUAUUUAUCUUCUUAAAAUCACUUCUUCCCUGGUUGUUCAAUGUAUGGGUUGUUAUGAUGCUACAGGUUACUUACGAUAUUAAUUUUCACUGGUGGUUUGUAAGUAAAUCUUAAAAUGCUCAAAUAUUGAAUCAUGAGCCUCACAAUGUUAUGUGGCAUGACCUGCAGAGAGGAAAUCCACCUCAGUAUUAGUUUUUUCAUCUUGGGAAGCGUGAAUCAUGGUGGUGUUUUAUCAAAUGUCUACAUGUAUGUCUACAUGAUUUCUCUGCAACUUAUGCUUAAUGGUUUGGCAGAGAGUUUACACAACCAUUUUCAGACUAUUGCUGAAUGGCUCCACUGACAAAUAACACAUGGGAAAGUUAAACACCCAAACCUUUUAGUGUCAGCUCUGAUUUAUCUGAUUUUAUUUCAAUGGUAAUUUUUCCUGUGUAGCCAGGAGUAAAAAAAAUAUUUUGACACACAGAGGAGAAAGUUGGUGUUUGAAAUUUCAGCAAAAGCUCUUGCUGCAAUGAAAAAUGGCUUUGUUUUAAUUGUUGCCAUGCCAGCUCACUAACUAGAUCAAUGUCACUCUCUUCCCUACUUUGUGAUAAUACAAAAUGUGCUGUCCUUCUUUGGUGUACCAUCUCCAUUCUGUAUAGUAGGAGACAUCAGCACAGAAACUUACAUUUCACCUAUAACCUCCAAAAACUAUAUUGAAACAUCCUUCUCACUUUCAGUCUAAUGGUUUAUGAUCCAGAAAUAUUGUGUAUAUGGAAACUGGUGACACUAAAUUAUCAAUUAGUAUUUCAGUUUAUAGCACCCUGAGCAGAAAGUAACAGAAACUCUAAGUUUACUAAGAUAAUCAUUUUUACUUCAGUAAUGAUGGGAACACAGUGACUUAUUAAGUUAAUCUGUAGUAUCUUGUGCACACAGAGCAGUGCACACUGAACUUUAUAAAACAGCACUAAAGCACCCUCAGUGCACUUGAAGUUUCAGCUGAGUCAGCUAUUUAGGUAAUUCCAUAUCAUGUAAUCCUAAAGCACCACAAUUAAUGUUAUCAUUUUAAACCAAGAAUACUUCUUGCCAUAUUAGUGUAAUUAGAAACCUAUUGUUUGUCACUGUUCUCAGUCUUAUACUGAUCACCUGAGGAUAGCAGAACAUACCAUGAUUAGUUGUUCACUAAUGUAGUGUUAUCUCGUGAUGGUCAGAUCCCUUUGUUGCUCUCAAAAAACCCCAGUUCACAUGACAGCAUCAGUCAAUGAGUUGUUGAUUGUGUUAAGUCUAUAAUAAAUAAUGUAUCAGUAGUGCAAGGCAGAUUUUCCAACUGCCUUAUCAAGAAUUUGUAAGCAAUUGGUGUCCUUGUUUUAUUUCUCACUUUGGUUGCCAUCAGCAGAUUUACUAGCCACAUAUUCUGUUACUGAUUGUGUGCUUCAUUAUUGGCUAAGAUUGGUUUAAGAUUGACAAAUUACAAUGUAAUCAAAUAAUGGAAGUUUUGAACCUUUGUAAGCAAGUAAAAAUCAGUUAUUGACUCCUUUAACAUUGGAUUCCUCAUUAUGCAAUCCUUUCCAUUUGGGUUAUUGGAUUUAUUUAAUAACAUUGACAAUGGCCUAUCACUAACACAUACCAUGAUCAUACAACUUUUUUCAAAUAUUUAUUGUGUAUCUUGGACCAGUAUUACAAUUUUUUUCAUAAUAAUGAGACAAUCAUAUCUGACAAUUACACGAUAGUCCGCCCUGGUAGCUGAGGGGUCAGCAUGACAGACUGUCAAUACUAAGGGCCCGGGUUCGAUUCCCGGCUUGGUUGGAGAUUUUUCUCCACUCAGGGACUGGGUGUUGUGUUGUCGUAAUCAUUAUCAUUUUACCCCCAUUGAUUCGCAAGUCACCAAAGUGGCAUCAAAUCGAAAGACUUGCACCAAGCGAGCGGUCUACCCGAUGGGAGGCCCUCGUCAUACAACAUAUUACAAGAUAAAUUUCAGAAGCGUCCACAGCUCCAGAAAAUGGGAAACAGAUUUUUAUUUCACUGAUGUUCGCACUGAAUAAAACAAUUUGGCCAAAUUUUUUCAGUAUACUCAUUGUAUUAAUGAGCUUUUUCAAACAAAAUACUUCAAAUUUGCAUGUUAUUGGAAGUGCCUGAGACAUAGCUUUAGCUGUACAAGAAACACAGACAACUAAUUUUUAUUUCUUCUUUUUUGCCUGUAUAUGUUUGAGUUUGAGUCUGAUAAGAUUAUGACCUUACCCAUUGGUUUUCUCCUGCUUUAUCCAGACACACAAAUUGUAUAUGAACUACUGGUUCUUCACAGGAGGAGUAAACAAGAAAACUGUAUCACUCCAAUAGCUAAAUGGUUUUAAAAUAUCAUAGUGUUUCUUUCAACUUGCCUUUACUAUUCAAUAGAUUUGUAUCAAUGUGCAGUUACAUAUGUUCAAGUUUACUGAGAAAUGUGUAUUUACUCAGAAAGGAACUCUGUCAUAUGCUUAGUACAUUUCAUACCUCUAUGCAAUGUUUGACAGGCCAAUGGCAGCUGUUUCUAAUUCUGAACUAACAAUACUAUUAUACCAUAAGAAUGACACAAGAAGACAAUAUAAGGAAUCCAGAAUCUGAAUAUAAUGUAGUAGACAAUGUGGAUCAAAUACCAAAACAGCUAUAAAAUGUUAAUAACAAGUGCAAAUGACUUGAAGCAGUACCAGUACAUAAUCUCAACUAACGAAGACUGGAAAAGUCAAACAGUAAUUGUGAAACAUACAGACAUUAUAUGGAGCGACAAUGUUCCCAUGCAUAACACCAACAAAAUAUCAUGAGACAUUUUAAUCAGCGUUAUCAUUAUUUAGCUAUUAUAUUAUAUCAUUACUACACAUCUUUAUGAAUACUUUGAUACAGUUAUGAGCAAUACUCCUUGCAAUUAACUUUUUACUGACUUGUUUACUGCAAAGAGGUGAAUAAAGUAAUGAUCAAACAGAAUAUGAGGAGAAUAUGAGAGUCAUCUAUGAUGUUAUAAAUAAAACAUUUUAAACAUUCUGGACAUAAAUAAAGUUACUUUGAGCUAUUAAAUCUUUCUUUGUCUCCAGUGUGAAAUUUACUGUGGAUGACCUAAAAACUUUUAACACUGUGAUCAUAUUUCCUAAAAUUAUUUUAUGACAAAAAUGUAAAAAGUAAAUAUGUUUUUAAAACUUUUGUACAGUGUGAGAAUAUAUUCUAUAGACCUGUAGGUAGCUCAGUUAGAAGAGUAGUAUGAUGAAGUGUACAAUGAUCUAUAAUAAUUUAUAAGAAACUUUAUACUGUGUAAAUGAGAUUGGUAUAUUAGUUCUGAUGUUCCUGUAACUCUAGACUUUCAUUGCAGUCACAGUGUAUAGUUUUCCUGUAAGUUGUAAGUAAAAUAACAACAGUUUCUCUAAGAAAAGAUAAAAAAGGCACUGUAGUAAACUGAUGUUAAUGAAUUGAAAUAUCUCUCUGUGAGCAAAAAUAUUAAUUUUUAACAGUAAAUGUUAAAUUCAGUGCUACUGUUGUGGUAGAUCACCUAGACUGCAAAAGAUUUUUAUAUAAAAUUUAAAACAUUCAGAUGUGUUCAGUGUCAGUCUUGCAGUAGCAGAAGGUUUAAAUGCUUGAGACAACAUUCAAGAUAUUUGUUCAAAUGGUUGUGAUAGUAUUUAGUUGCUUGUCAAAACAAUAUGUGAUUUUCUAAUAUAAAUUCUUCUUCUAAAUUAUUCUAUUGAUAUUGUUUCCUGAAUACAUGCACUUCAGUUAGUUUGACAUUGUGUCAGCGUAUUCUAUUCAAAAUAUUAAUAGCAUAGGAAAUGAUUUGCAGGACUGCAUAAAUUUGUUUGGAGAAUAAAUAUUUCUAGAAUAACCAAUCUUUUUGUUCCAUAUUUAAGUUACUUGUGGUAUAAUACACUUAGUCAUCAGAAAUUAUUGUAUGAUCUUUCCUUGGUGGUGCCAUUCCCAAUGUAUUGAUGUCAUAAAUGGUUAGACAUUUCAAGAAAUAAAUUAAAUAUACAACCAAGCAAAUUUUGUAUGUAAUACAGAAGCAAAGUGGCAUUAGAAUGGUGGUUGUGUACAGGUAUAUUUUAUCUUCUCGGUUGAUGCUUUACUGAAGUUUUACAUUGGUUAAGCUAAAAGAGAAAACCUAAUAAAUAGAAUAUGUAUUGUUUGUUAUGUUUGCAAGGCUAGUGAGAUGUCAAUAAAUGCAUGUAUCAAUCAUUUGUGUGUGCAAAGGGUAAUUUAAUUUGUUAAUAAAUUACAGUACAAGAGUUUAAUAAAAUUGUUGCUGACAUGAAUGUGUUUCUGUGAUUUGUCAAUACCCUUAAAGCAUUGUCUGGUACCGCAUGCCAUGGAAUUUAAAUCCCCGCCAGACGUCAUGGAUGUCGAAGACCCAUAGAGGUCUCUGCACCAUCGCGCCGUCAGCUGUGGUGGCACGCGCCUCCUGGCCCGCAUUUUGAGUGGGGGCGCCACAGUGGAACACAUGGUUGCAGCACCCCAUAGCGGCAUCCCCGAUCGAGUAGUUAAGCACCUGCCUGUCGCUCAGCCUGCUAGUCUAACCUCGCGUACGUCUCAGGACAAAUCACCUAGCAUUAGAUAGCGUAUUUACUUUGAUGUUUUAUUUUCGAGUCGACAUGGUUGUCUUGUUUGGUUUUCUUGACUCUGUUGUCCAUUCUUGUUGAUGUCAUAAGGUCCUUCGUUGGUCGUGUCCAUCCUCUCCCAUUGUGUUGUUGUUCGCAAGCCGCUCUGCGGGUGCCGCCAUGUUUCU
Schistocerca gregaria is the source of this 12930-nucleotide messenger RNA. RefSeq names its product adenylate cyclase type 3 (gene Ac3). NCBI's taxonomy places the organism in Eukaryota, Metazoa, Arthropoda, Insecta, Orthoptera, Acrididae. Bases 1 to 3129 code for a protein of 1042 amino acids. The record is from RefSeq and is a predicted model, not a curated record. Gene Ontology annotation, biological process: adenylate cyclase-activating G protein-coupled receptor signaling pathway; intracellular signal transduction; cAMP biosynthetic process. Gene Ontology annotation, molecular function: adenylate cyclase activity. Gene Ontology annotation, cellular component: plasma membrane. The transcript has 23 exons.